GGAUAACAAGAUGGCGUCUGACGGUGAAGACGUUAUUGCAGUCGUCACAGUUCAGUGUUCUUAAUCUGUGCGUCCAUGUACACAUAUAUGUCCUUUAUUACACUCCAUUAAAUAGAGUAAUAAUGACUGUUUGUAUAUUAGUCUGAGUGCACUUUGAUGCUUCUCCAGCUAGCUUAGCUCUCUAGUUAGCUUAGCUCGUUAGCUGCUAACAAAGAGAGGCGGAAGUGGUGAAAACACAUCGCUAAGCAGAGAUCAAGUGUGACUGUAAAGUGUUGUGAUUGUGUGAAAAUGUGCGAAAGAACCAUAGCAGAGUACGAGGAGGAACUUUGUCCAACAAAAGAGGAGAAGGAGCGACAACAUCAAGUUGUGUUACACACAACAGACAUCCAUCAGCUGAUUGGACACCAAGAAGAAUGUCUCCCUCAUCUGCAGGGGGACACUUUCACUUUAGAGGAUCCACAGCCCUCACAUUUUAAAGGGGACGAGGAGGAUCCACAGCCCCAUUUUUUUAAAGAGGAAGAUGAGGGAGAGUGUCCUGUAGGGCAGGAGGAGGAUGAUGUCAUGACUGUUGUCUCUGUGAAGACUGAAGAGCAUGAAGACAAAGCACGUGAGUCCUCACAGCUUCAUCACAGUCCAAACGUCUGGGAAGAACAUCUUCACCCUGAGCAACAGCAGUGGAACUUCAGGAUGCGGACGGAGGAGCCACAGCCCUCCCACAUUAAGAAGGAAGAGGAGUACCCACUGAGCCCUCACAUUAAAGAGGAAGAGGAGGAACACAGCAUCAGUCAGCAUGUUGAAGGAGUGGAGGAGGUUGAUGUCACCAAGAUGCCAGUGACUGGUGUCCCUGUGAAGAGUGAUGUCACCAAGAUGCCAGUGACUGGUGUCCCUGUGAAGAGUGAUGUCACCAAGAUGCCAGUGACUGGUGUCCCUGUGAAGAGUGAUGUCACCAAGAUGCCAGUGACUGGUGUCCCUGUGAAGAGUGAUGUCACCAAGAUGCCAGUGACUGGUGUCCCUGUGAAGAGUGAUGUCACCAAGAUGCCAGUGACUGGUGUCCCUGUGAAGAGUGAUGUCACCAAGAUGCCAGUGACUGGUGUCCCUGUGAAGAGUGAAGGUGAUGAGGUCAAAGGUGAGAGUGAGGAGAAGAGAAGCAGCAGAUCAACACACCACAUGACAACAGAAGCUGAUGGAGACCACUGUGGAGCAGACAAGAUGUUAGCUCCACUAUCAGAUAGUGAGGACACAAGGUCACACUCUCCUGACACUGAUGAUGAACACUCUAAAGAUGAUGCAACAUGUCACACUGACAACACACACUUCACAUGUUCUCUCUGUCACACAACUUUUAAACACCAUUGUCGUCUAAAAGUACACAUGAGAAGACACACUGGAGAAAAACCUUUUUCCUGCUCAGAAUGUGGUAAAAGUUUUGUAAUGAAUCAACAUUUCAAAGCACACAUGAGAACACACACUGGAGAAAAACCUUUUUCCUGUUCAAUCUGCGGUAAAGAUUUUACUCAAAGGCCCAAUUUCAAAGCACACCUAAGAAGACACACUGGAGAAAAACCUUUUUCCUGCUCAGAAUGUGGUAAAAGUUUUGUAAUAAAUGGAAAUUUAAAAGUUCACAUGAGAACACACACUGGUGAAAAACCUUUUUCCUGCUCAGAAUGUGGUAAAAGUUUUGUAAUAAAUGAAAAUUUAAAAGUUCACAUGACAACACACACUGGGGAAAAACCUUUUUCCUGCUCAGAAUGUGGUAAAAGUUUCGUACUAAAUAAAAUUUUAAAAGCACACAUGAGAAGACACACUGGAGAAAAACCUUUUUCCUGCUCAGAAUGUGGUAAAAGUUUUGUAACAAAUGACAAUUUAAAAGCACACAUGAGAACACACACUGGGGAAAAACCUUUUUCCUGCUCAGAAUGUGGUAAAAGUUUUGUUACAAAUGAAAAUGUAAAAGCACACAUGAGAACACACACUGGUGAAAAACCUUUUUCCUGUUCAACCUGCGGUAAAGGUUUUACACAAAGUCAUUAUGUAAAAGCACACAUGAGAAGACACACUGGGCAAAAAUCCCAUUUGUGUUCAAUGUGCAACAGAAGCUUUUAUGAACGAUCAACACUUGUAAGACACAUGAGAACACACACUGGUGAGAAAGUGUUGAGUUGCAGUGUGUGUGCUGAAAGAUUCUCCUAUAAGUACCAGAGUAAGAAACACAAGUGUGCUGGUGAGAGCAAAUGAAGAUGCAGGAUUUGAAAUCAACUUCAACUUUGACUUUCUAACAACAUCAGCACAUAUAACAUGUGCGACAUCAUUGUUGUGUGUGUAACACAAUCUUGUUAAUAUGAUUGUAACAUUUAUAGAUGAGACACUUGAGAUUAGUGCUUUUAUUUCAGUCAAGUACAUGAGUUAAUAUACACAUUUGUGUACUUUAAAAUGAACACAACAAUUGGACUGAAAAGGUGACAAUAAACACUACAUCAAAUAUGUUACACACAAUAAACAUUUUAUGUGUAGAUAUUCAAUAUUCACUUUUAUACUUAUUCAUAAUAGUGUUUUAUAUAUGUUUUUUGAAAUAAUGAAGUGUUACAUAUUUUAUUUUCUAAUUGUAGAUGAUUCCAUGGAUGAACUCCUUUAUAUGAUAUACAUAUUUGUUUUACAUGUGUUCAUACCUCUGCUUUUGAGUACACAUAAAUCCCUCUUAGUUCAUAUUUACUGGUUCACAUCUGAAACAUCUUCUGGAAGCAUAUUAUUAUUUACUUUAUACAUCAUUUGAGCAGUUGUCUUUUAUACAAUUUUAAAAUGUGUGACUUUAUGAAUCAUUAGUUGGGUCUCUAUAAUCCAUUCUAUUAAUUGUCUUUAUUACUCUCUUGUGUAAUAUGAAUAUUGUUGUGUGAUUGUUUUAUAUGUAUGUCC
This is a messenger RNA of Entelurus aequoreus (snake pipefish), 2910 nucleotides long. RefSeq names its product gastrula zinc finger protein XlCGF57.1-like. The record is from RefSeq and is a predicted model, not a curated record. Gene Ontology annotation, biological process: regulation of transcription by RNA polymerase II. Lineage: Eukaryota; Metazoa; Chordata; Actinopteri; Syngnathiformes; Syngnathidae. The coding region runs from base 289 to 2235 and encodes 648 amino acids. The transcript is spliced from 3 exons. Gene Ontology annotation, molecular function: DNA-binding transcription factor activity; RNA polymerase II cis-regulatory region sequence-specific DNA binding.